Psammomys obesus (fat sand rat) is the source of this 3438-nucleotide messenger RNA. It is a transcript of the gene Rnf31, whose product is annotated as ring finger protein 31. The transcript is spliced from 21 exons. Lineage: Eukaryota; Metazoa; Chordata; Mammalia; Rodentia; Muridae. Bases 154 to 3354 code for a protein of 1066 amino acids. Gene Ontology annotation, cellular component: LUBAC complex. Gene Ontology annotation, molecular function: ubiquitin protein ligase activity; linear polyubiquitin binding; K63-linked polyubiquitin modification-dependent protein binding. The record is from RefSeq and is a predicted model, not a curated record. Gene Ontology annotation, biological process: protein linear polyubiquitination.
CGCCAGCACUUCCUGUUCCCGGCAACCCUGGCCGCGGCGGGGGCCGAGCGGGGCGGUGGCCUGAGUGACCCCGGCUGCUGCGGCGCCGCGCGCACCUGCGCCGCGCGCCCGCUCCGGGAGGGCGGCGUCGCGGAGCCCGGCUGCGGUCUCGGGAUGCCGGGGGACGAGGAACGAGCCUUCCUGGCAGCCCGCGAGGAGCUGGCGAGCGCCCUGCGGCGGGAUUCCGCGCAGGUGUUUCCCCCGGAGCAGCUCACGCCGCUCCUGGCCGCCUCCCUGCCGCCAGCCGCCCGCUACCUGCAGCUGGACGCCGGACGCCUGGUCCGCUGCAACGCCCGUGGCGAGCCUCGAAACUACCUCAACACGCUAUCUACCGCCCUGAACAUCCUGGAAAAAUACGGUCGCAACCUCCUUAGCCCACAGCGUCCUCGGUACUGGCGCUCAGUGAAGUUUAAUAACCCUGUCUUUCGCAGCACGGUGGAUGCUGUCCAGGGGGGCCGGGAUGUGCUGCGGUUGUACGGCUAUACUGAGGAGCGCCCAGAUGGACUGAGUUUCCCUGAAGGGCAGGAGGAGCCAGAUGAACACCAGGUUGCCAUAGUCACACUAGAAGUCCUCCUGCUUCGCACGGAGCUCAGCUUGCUGUUGCAGGAUACUCAUCCGAGACAGAAGGCACUGGAGCAGCUGCUAAGAGACAACGCUGAAGAUGAUAUGCUGAAGCUUUCAGAGUUUCACCCCCUUUUGAGAGAAAUUGUUCCUGGUCCUCUCCCCUCUGCCCCAGGCUCCACUCCUAGUCCCUGCUUUCUCUGUGGUUCUGCUCCGGGCAUACUGCAUUGUCCAUCCUGUAACCAAGCUUCAUGCCCAGCUUGUGACAUUUUGUUCCAUGGGCAUCCAUCCCGCGCCCAUCACGUUCGCCAAGCUCUGCCUGGGGCUCAUCAGACCACCGACCUAAGCUCUAGUUUACCUGCCUCAUCCCAACCACAGCCCUGCUCAUCCUCCCUGGCUCUGGGAAAUAGCUCUCUUCCUUCCCCCAGUCCUGCAAAUGCUUGUCUGCCCUGGCACUGUCCUGCCUGUGUCACACUAAACGAGCCUUGGGCGGUGCUCUGUGCAGCCUGUGGUCGGGCCAGAGGCUGUAAGGUGCUGGGGAUAGAGAGUUCCCAAGGAACUGGGCCCCUAGAACCUGAGCCUGCACGUGACCAGUGGGCCUGCCAGAGCUGUACCUUUGAGAAUGAGGCUGCAGCUGUGCUGUGUGCCAUAUGUGAGCGACCUCGGCUGGCCCAGCCCCCCAGCUUGGUGGUGGACUCCCACGAUGGUGGUGUUUGCCACCAGUCCCUUAAGCAGGGGGAUGUUUUGCUCUCCUCUGUCCAGCCUCAAGUGUGGUACUGUGAUCACUGUACCUUCUGCAACUCAGGCUCUGUCUGGGUUUGUGCUAUUUGCAACCGAACCCGCAACCCCAUCCCAGGACAGCAUGCCCUUCAGCCCUAUCCCAGUGCUUUGGAAAAGGGACUUCCAAAGCCUGGGUCCCCACUGCACCUCAGUGGACCCCUGCCUGCUUCCUGCGGAGACCCAGAGAAACAGCGCCAGGAUAAGCUGCGAAAGGAGAGUCUCCAGCUAGUGAGCAUGAUCCAGGAAGGGGAAGCUGCAGGUGCCAGUCCAGAAGAGAUCUUCUCAGCCUUACAGUACUCAGGCACUGAGGUGCCCCUGCAGUGGCUGCGUUCAGAGCUAUCCUACGUCCUGGAGAUGGUGGCUGAGAUGGCUGGACAACAGGAUCCAGGGCUGGGUGCCUUUUCCUGUCAGGAAGCCCGGAAAGCCUGGCUUGAUCGUCAUGGCAACCUUGAUGAAGCUGUAGAGGAGUGUGUGAGGGCCAGGAGGAGGAAGGUGCAGGAGCUCCAGUCCCUGGGCUUUGGGCCUAAAGAAGGGUCCCUCCAAGCAUUGUUCCAGCAUGGGGGUGAUGUGGCACGGGCCCUGACUGAGUUACAGCGCCAGCGCCUAGAGCCAUUCCAUCAGCGCCUAUGGGACAAAGGCCCUGAACCCACUCCCUGCUGGGAUGGGCUGGAUAAACAGAGCCUGGUCAGACGCCUUCUGGCAGUCUACGCACUCCCCAGUUGGGGUCGAGCUGAGCUGGCACUGGCGCUGCUGCAGGAGACACCCAGGAACUACGAGCUAUCAGACGUGGUGGAGGCUGUGAAGCACAGCCAUGACCGGGCCUUUCUGCGCCGACUGCUUGCCCAGGAAUGUGCUGUGUGCGGGUGGGCCCUCCCCCGCAACCGGAUGCAGGCCCUGAUUUCCUGUGAGUGCACCAUAUGCCCUGACUGCUUCCGCCAACACUUCACCAUUGCUGUGAAGGAGAAACACAUCACAGAUAUGGUGUGCCCGGCCUGUGGCCGCCCUGACCUCACUGACGACACGCAGCUGCUCAGCUACUUCUCCACCCUUGACAUCCAGCUCAGAGAGAGCCUAGACCCGGAUGCAUAUGCCCUGUUUCACAAGAAGCUGACCGAGGGUGUGCUCAUGCGAGACCCCAAGUUCUUGUGGUGUGCCCAGUGUUCCUUUGGCUUCAUAUAUGAGCGUGAACAGCUGGAGGCGACAUGUCCCCAGUGUCACCAGACCUUCUGUGUGCGCUGCAAGCGCCAGUGGGAGGAACAGCACCGAGGGCGGAGCUGUGAGGAUUUCCAGAACUGGAAACGAACCAAUGACCCAGAAUACCAGGCGCAAGGCCUCGCAAUGUAUCUUCAGGAAAAUGGCAUCGACUGCCCUAAGUGCAAGUUCUCGUACGCACUGGCCCGAGGAGGCUGCAUGCACUUCCACUGCACCCAGUGCCGUCACCAGUUCUGCAGCGGCUGCUACAAUGCCUUUUAUGCCAAAAACAAAUGUCCAGACCCUGAUUGCAAGGUGAAAAAAUCCCUUCAUGGCCACCACCCUCGAGACUGCCUCUUCUAUCUACGGGAUUGGACUGCUGCCCGGCUCCAGAAACUGCUGCAGGACAAUAACGUCAUGUUCAAUACAGAGCCCCCAGCUGGGACCCGGGCAGUCCCUGGAGGUGGCUGCCGAGUGAUGGAGCAAAAAGAGGUUCCCAAUGGGUUCAGGGACGAAGCUUGUGGCAAGGAAACUCCACCUGGCUAUGCCGGCCUCUGUCAGGCACACUACAAAGAGUACCUUGUGAGCCUCAUCAAUGCCCACUCGCUGGACCCAGCCACCCUGUAUGAAGUGGAGGAGCUGGAGACAGCCACUAGGCGCUACCUGCAUGUCCCGCCCCAGCCGAUGGACGGAGAGGAUCUUCCUGCCUACCAGGCCCGGUUGUUACAGAAGCUGACAGAAGAAGUACCCUUGGGACAGAGUAUUCCCCGCAGAAGGAAGUAGCUGAGGGCACGGGUCCUGAUGGGGCUUCAUGACCCUGCCCUGCGCAACAGCUCCAGCACCAAUAAAGAGGCAUCUUAUGGCCUA